This is a messenger RNA of Phymastichus coffea, 3749 nucleotides long. It is a transcript of the gene Diap2, whose product is annotated as baculoviral IAP repeat-containing protein 7-like. Lineage: Eukaryota; Metazoa; Arthropoda; Insecta; Hymenoptera; Eulophidae. Gene Ontology annotation, cellular component: nucleus; cytoplasm. The coding region runs from base 590 to 2212 and encodes 540 amino acids. The transcript has 9 exons. The record is from RefSeq and is a predicted model, not a curated record.
CACGUCGCGUUAUAACAUUCUUCUCUCCUCGUGCACGGGGUCUUUUGGAGAAAAUACAUCUACGUUCAGUCGCGCGGCUACCCGCUAAGUGAGAAGAGGAUGUAUGAGUUUUCGAGCUCUCAUCGUCUAUUAUAUUACUAUAAAACGUAGACAGUGUUUUACUUAUGUACGUCACGAGUGAUCGAACGGAUCUUGUGCGAAAACCUAACCUACCGAACAGUACUAUACGUAGUUUAUUAUCAAUAAUAUUUACCGAGAGAAAGAAAACGAGUAACGCAAAUCCUAGCGUGUGCGGCGAUGUUUAUCGAUAGCAAAUGUGUGAUGUGUGAAUUUUUAGUUAUUAUACUCGCCACGAUAAAAAGGCUCAAGUGUUGCUGUUUGUCAUUGUUACUGUGAUAUCGAAAGUCAUUCCUCUACAACUUUAUCUUUUUAUUUCCUUCAAUUUAUAAUAGGAUAUAAAAAGAGAGGUUUUCGACUUUUUGUCGAUAGUAUUAUUUUUUUCGAGGAUAGAGUGAUAUUGAUAGACAAACAAACAAGCGAAAAGUUCCAAUUUUUUGUAAGAUUCUGCAUAAAGUUUUUAAUUAUUGAAAUGAACAGUGAAGAGUGUAGACUACAAACUUUUCAAGAAUGGCCAUCAAAUACACCUGUCAGUCCAGAGAGACUAGCUAAAGCUGGUUUUUAUUACACCGGACAAGCACAAGUAGUUCAGUGCUUUAUUUGUGCCACAACACUGACUGAAUGGAAUUAUGGUGAUCAAGCCAUGGCACGGCAUAGACUUGCUAAUCCAGAAUGUCCAUUCGUAUUGGAUCCAGCUGCUACUUGCAAUAUUCCUAUAAUUAACUCCAAUGGAACUGCGGCUCUUCCAAAUUCUAGUGAUAAUAAUUCCAAUCGAAGUAUUGCUCAAAGUGCGGAUAUGAAGAUGUAUUCUAACAGAUUGAGUUCUUUUCAUAAUUGGCCCAUUUCUAAUAUUAUUUCACCUGAAAGAUUAGCUAGAUCAGGCUUUUAUUAUCUACAAUUGGCAGAUAUGGUUGAGUGUGUUUAUUGCCAAGGUGUUAUACUAAAAUGGGAACCUGGUGAUGAUCCUGAUCGAGAACACAGGAUCCACUUUCCUAACUGUGAUUUUCAUUUGAGACAAGAAACAGAUGAAGAUCUGUCAGCAGAAAAAGUGGAAUUUGGUAAUGUCAAGUUGAUGCCUGGCACAACCUCUAGCUUUGCGGAAUUAGGUAUUCAACAUCACUCAGCACCAAGGCAACCAAAACAUGCAACCUAUGAUGGCAGAUUGCGUACUUUUCAAGGAUGGCCAAGCAACAUACGUCAGACUCCUGAAAUGUUAGCUGAUGCUGGAUUUUAUUAUGUUGGUUCUGAAGAUCAAGUGAGGUGUUUUCAUUGUGAUGGUGGUUUGAGAAAUUGGGAAGAAACAGAUGAAGCUUGGACGGAGCAUGCAAAGUGGUUCCCUAAAUGUGGAUAUGUAAAUUUGAUUAAAGGACAAGAUUUUGUAACACAGUGUACCAAAAUUAGACCUCCAAUAGAUCAAUCGAUAUUGGAUGGUGUUCCUAGUAGCGGUGUGGAUAAUUCCUUAACACCACCAGUAACUCCUGCAAACUCUCCUCCGCAACGUCAGGCCAGGCGAUUAACAGAUGCUGAAUUAGAAGGACUUCUUGGUACGCCGCCAGCUGUGGCUGCAUUGGAAAUCGGCUUGCAUGUCGGUCGCGUUAAAAUGGCAUUGAAGAGAAGAAUGGAGCAGACAGGAUUACCAUAUACCAAUGCUGAUCAACUGAUUGAAGAUGCAACUCUAAUACAAUUGAGAGAAGAAGAUAACAUUAAUAUGACUAGUAGACAAACGCCUGAUUCUCCAUCAGCAGAAUUGACUCAUUUAUUGAAUCAAAUAAUCACCACUGCAGAAGCUGCAAGUAGCUCCAGUACUCCAACGGAAAUAAUGCUUAACAGUGAAAGAAACAAUCCUCCUGUACGCAGAAGAAGACGACCGACUCCUUCGGAAGACGAGAAAGAUGAAAAAACAGCAUCCUUGGAGGAUGAGAACCGCAGAUUACGGGAAGCACGCCAGUGUAAAAUUUGCAUGGAUCGCGAAGUGGCAGUGGUUUUUUUGCCUUGUGGUCAUUUAUCCACCUGCGUCUUCUGUGCGCCUUCCCUCACGCACUGCCCGAUGUGCAGGCACGACAUACGUGCUACGGUCCGUACGUUUUUGGCUUAAACCAAUAGUCUUUGUAGGUUAUUGAGGAUAUGAAGGUUUGUAUCAUAGAAAAAACAAAAAAAUAUCAAUUCAUUGGUUCUAUAAAUUUAUCUAUUAUGUUGUCGUUGCAACUUUAAAUUACCAUAGAACUUGGUUUAAAGGUAUUGAAUAAGAUGCAUUGAAUUUUUAGACAACUGUAUUUUUUGUAGUAAAUGACCAUACUUUUUCCAAUCAAAUUUUACAUUGAUAAUAGUGAAUUCUAUUAAUGAAUUUUCAAUUAGGUCGGAAGCCAAAUGCGUUUGCUACAAAUUUUAUUUUUAAAUCAAUAGAACUUAUUAGCGCAAAAAAAUAACAAUAUGUAAAUGAAAAAUAUUCAAAUUUUUCGAUGAUAGCUGAAAGCUGUUCAAGUUUGCAAUUCAAUAUAGAAUAUCGAAUCGAAAAUGUUAUUCGAACAAAACUAUAAGUAGAUAGAAAUUAACGCAACAUCUCAAUUCUUUAAUGCAUAGUCUAACACUGUUGCAAGGUAAAAAUAAUUUACAAUCUGUUGUUUCAAGAGCUUACAAACAAUAUUGUAUACACAUCUUUGAUACUGUUUAGAGUAUUGUUGCAUAGAAUAUUUACAUUAGAUAAUCGGACAAAGUUACAUUCAAGAAGAAAGCAAAUAACACAAUCUAUCUAUAGUUUUUUUUUGUUUUUAACAUGAAAACAGUAAAAGCGCACAGUGAUUUUUCAAUACCAAUAGUAAAGUUCUUACCAUAAAAAUUUAAAUGGAUUGAAGCCAAACGUCAGCUAGACUGAGACCUAUAACAAUAAGGUAAAUUUUAAGAAUUCUCUUAUAAUUUUGUAAAAUAUGUAUUUUUUUACAAGGAAUCAGUGUUUCGAGUAUCGGUACCAAAAUGAACAUUCGAUAUUUUUUUCAUACAUAAUAAUUUAAAUUGAUACAUAUUACAUUGAUUUAAUUUUUGCAAUGUAAUAGUAACCAAUUUAUUUUAUUACUUAUUAUUUAAAUUUCUCUAGUUUAUUAAGAAACAAAAAUAGAACAAUCAUUAUUUUAUGUUUGAAUGUUGUUCAAUGAAGAAAAAGGUAAAAGACAAAAAAACAAUUUUAUGUCGAGUGCUUGAAUGUUCCUGCAACUUGUUCGUAUAUUUGUAAACCGUUUAUGUUUAAUGGUAUGCGUUCACACGCUUAAUCAAAGCAAACGUGAUAUAAAAUGUGACUUCGCAAGGCUCAGGUAUUAGUCGAAUGAACUUUUUUCUUGCGCUCAUUCUAUAGAAAUGUUGUAUACACUUCGAAUGUGACGCAUCACUGUACAAAAAACAAUAAUAAUUUAACACAGUUGCAUAUUGUAAAAAAAUAUAAGGUAUUAGCACGUUUCUUCGAUAGAUAUACAUAUUGAAGAAGAAUAAUUAUAAAUAUAUAUCAUUACAUCGGAUUUUCACAUCGAUGGGUGUAAUUUAUUUUGGGUAAUUAUCUAUUUACUUUGUUGUUUAUAUGUAAUAUGCGUAUAGAAAGUAAAUGGAGUUAUAUCAACGUUAUGCGUAAAUAUAAUUUAUUUGAA